This is a messenger RNA of Eruca vesicaria subsp. sativa (arugula), 279 nucleotides long. The record is from the annotation of a GenBank genome assembly. NCBI's taxonomy places the organism in Eukaryota, Viridiplantae, Streptophyta, Magnoliopsida, Brassicales, Brassicaceae.
AUGCCAACAUCUCUUUUCCAUAGCCACAAGACUUCGUUUCUCCUACAGAACAUUUUUGGUAAAUGGAGCUCAAGGCUGUUAGCGAUUGCAUUUCUCACUUCUGGGCAGAGCUUGAACAUUGCCGGAACUUAUGUUGGACAAUACGUAACAGCAAAAGGAAUCUCUGGAUUUAACCUUGAGCAAGAGGAGGAAAAAGAAGAGAGUGUGGACUUUGGUGAUGUGAGUGAAGUUAAGAACAGAGAAGAAUGUGAUGAACAGUCUGAGACUCAGAGAGAAUAA